GAUAAUUAUCAUAAAUUGUAUAGAAGACAAGAAGUUAAUAUAAUAAAUUAAGUUACAAUGAAGUUGAGUGGAUUUAAUUUGAUUUCAACUAUAAUUCUUUUCUUUGGAAUUCAAGUUCUUGCAACACCAAUUACUCAUAAAGUAUACUUUGAUAUUACUGAAGAUGAUGUUCCUAUUGGUAGAAUUGUUAUAGGAUUAUAUGGUUCAGUUGUUCCUAAAACAGUUGAAAAUUUUAGACAAUUGGCUAUUUCUACUGAUCCAAGUUUUGGAUAUACUGGUUCAAUCUUUCAUAGAGUCAUUCCAAAAUUUAUGAUUCAAGGUGGUGAUUAUGAAACUGGUCAAGGUUAUGGUGGUCAAUCUAUUUAUGGUGGUAAAUUUGAUGAUGAAAAUUUUGAAUUGACUCAUGAUAAACCAUAUAAAUUAUCUAUGGCUAAUGCAGGUAAGAAUACUAAUGGAUCUCAAUUUUUCAUUACUACUGUUGUUACUAGUUGGUUAAAUGGUGCUCAUGUUGUAUUUGGAGAAGUUGUUGAAGGAUUUGAAGUAGUAGAUUACAUUGAAAAUGUUAAAACAGGUUAUAGUGAUCGUCCAGUUAAGACUAUUAAGAUUGCUAGUGCUGGAGAACUUGAAGUUGAAGCUGAAGCUGAGGCUGAACCAAAAGUAGCUGAAAAGGAUGAACUUUAGAUAAUAUUGCUUAACUAUAGAGCGAUUUAUUUAUAUAGUUUAAAUAGUAUAAGAUAUAAAAACGUAUAACUACUGAACAAAUAAAGAAUACAAUCCUACAAAAUCAGUAAUCUUUCAGUACAAUUACCAACUGAUUAGGGAGAGAAGGAGAGAAGCAGACAGAGAGAGAUUUUGCUAAAUAACACACAGCCAGGUGGCAUUUCUCUUAACUCAGAUAGUUCCAUAAUGGACGCGCACUAAUUGAGAAUUUUCCACUUUUUUGAGGAGUUUAAGGUACACACACAUUCA
Molecule: messenger RNA, 969 nt
Organism: Scheffersomyces amazonensis
Lineage: Eukaryota; Fungi; Ascomycota; Pichiomycetes; Serinales; Debaryomycetaceae
Product: cyclophilin-like domain-containing protein
Exons: 1
Coding region: 58-681 (207 amino acids)
Biological process (GO): protein folding; protein peptidyl-prolyl isomerization
Molecular function (GO): peptidyl-prolyl cis-trans isomerase activity
Source: RefSeq, a predicted model, not a curated record